GUGGUUUUUUCGCAGGUCGAAGAAUACACGAGGAUGUUGAGACCGGUUGACUGGAACGCCGUUGCAAGUUCAGCAAAGCACCACGCCGCAGUGAGCCCGAUCUCACUACGCUGCACAGUAAGACAUCGAUGGUCAGUCUGUUGAGGAUGCAGGAACGGAGAGUAAAGCAACAACAUGUCAUCAAAGACAUGCUGCUUUUAAAGAGAACGGGGCAGUACGACUGCGCCACGACGUUUAACUACGCCAGCGGGAGUGUAGUAGAUAUGGCGUUCAAGGAAUCAACAUUCAAGCUGGCGGUCGCCAAUGUCACAACUCAGGACAUCUACAACCGUCAGGGCAACCUUCUUCAUUGCGACCUCGAGAGGGGCAUCACAAAGCGUCUGCAUGGACACUGGCGGCAGGGUGAAGAUCCAGAACAGCAGCUCACAUAUACAGUCAACGACAUCAAGCUCUCAUACUCAAAAGAUUUCUUCAUUUCCGGGGCAGAUGACCGCCGAACAAUGAUCUGGAAUGCAGAAACAGGAGCGCAUACCAGCACGUUCAGCGACUGUCAAUUCAAGAUCAAUCGAGUGGCGAUCAUGGAGGACUCUGUUUACCAUCAAGACGUUUUCGCCACCUGCUCCUCAGAUGGUUCUAUCGAUAUCGCUGCAUUGGAUGAGACGGGUCAAGUGGCAGUGAGAAAUCGACCGUUGGUCGUACCUGGCGGAAGGAGAGGUAUUUCUAGUAUCAGUUUCGGCUAUGGUCACUUUUGGGACUGUCUGGCGGCAGGACUGGAGGGAUUAAAUAACGGCCUCAACAACGAUGGCAUGCAGGGACAGGUAACACGCACAACUAACGCAAAUAUGGAGAAAAGGGUGGUUUCACAAAAAAACUCUAAUUACUUAUUUGAUGGCUUCCUUGAAACGUUAGGUGGCAUUUUAUGACGCAAAUUCGCUAACAAGAGUGGCAAUUGGGGAUUUGGGUUUCCGGCAUGUCGCCUCUGCUCCGACGUCAAGGAGUGUCUCUUGUUUGUCCUUUUCGUCAACAGGAAAACAUCUUGUGUGCGGUACUUCUGGCAGAACCAUCGCAGAUGACGAGCAGGGCGACGGCAUCGUGCGAGUUUUUGAUGUUGAACGAGCCAAGGUAGUCCAGCAAGCCUUCUCAAACCAUGAUGACGUGAACCUGGUCGAAUUC
Gamsiella multidivaricata is the source of this 1173-nucleotide messenger RNA. RefSeq lists its product as uncharacterized. The record is from RefSeq and is a predicted model, not a curated record. Gene Ontology annotation, molecular function: protein binding. The coding region runs from base 129 to 923 and encodes 264 amino acids. The transcript has 9 exons. Lineage: Eukaryota; Fungi; Mortierellomycota; Mortierellomycetes; Mortierellales; Mortierellaceae.